Nematostella vectensis (starlet sea anemone) is the source of this 1957-nucleotide messenger RNA. Its product is annotated as androgen-induced gene 1 protein. The record is from RefSeq and is a predicted model, not a curated record. Gene Ontology annotation, cellular component: endomembrane system; membrane. The transcript has a single exon. Bases 879 to 1583 code for a protein of 234 amino acids. NCBI's taxonomy places the organism in Eukaryota, Metazoa, Cnidaria, Anthozoa, Actiniaria, Edwardsiidae.
CAAUAAAAGAUUGAUUGAUUGAUAGUUAUUCCUCCAUCCAGACUCCAUCCAUUCUUAUGAUACUGUCCUGUACUAGCUCCGCGGACUCGCCUCUGAUGUCUUGUUUACAAAUCUAUCCGAAGUAAAUUUCCGUUCCUUGAUCCCAUUGAACAUGGAGUCGCGCCCAGCAUCAGUGUUGGCGCUUUGGCCUGAAAUCUUGUGUUAUUUAUUCUUGGAGCUUGUAUUUCCCCGGGCAUUUGCUUGAUUGGAUCUGUGAAUGGUCUCUUCUGUUAUAUUGCCUUGGACAGGGGCUUUUCGCUGUGUGCUUGUUUGAUUCAGCGAUGACGCUGUCUGUGUAGCACUCGGGGUAGUUUUCACUGUCGAACUCGGGGGAUAACCUUCUGUCAAUCUGUACGUUUAAUUUAUUUCUGGUCCAGUUACUCUCUCUAGAACGAGAAAUGAUCCGACGUGGAGAUGCUGUAAGACUUUCGGGAAUCGUCGUUUUUGUGUUCGGUUGUCUAUAGCUCCCUUUUAGCUAUCUCUGAACGUGAUUCCGCAUCUGCUUGUUUCUGCAAUAUUCUUGUUUGACAGAUUUUAAAGGUCUUGGUAAAGGUAAAUGUUAACACCACUGUUUGUUUUGUGGUUUUGCAAAACCUGUAUUAAGUUUAAAAACUUAAAUUUGCAAAAAAAUUUUUCCAGAAAUAGCAUUCUAAGACGGCUAAAAUGGGCCUUUGCUGUUCCCCGUGACCUGUUCACCGUGAAUUCACGCAAAAAAGGGCAAUGAGCGAAAAUAUUUGCGCGCGAAAAUUAUUAUACUUGCGCCAGACAAGCGAAUUCGCACCAGUACCUGACGCUCAGUCGCACCACAGGUAACACAUCCGAGAUUAUGUCACUAGAGAAUGGCAAACAUGGCGGACGCUUCUAAAUUCCGUUUCGUGUUCCGCAAUGCUUUCUGUAUGAUCAACAUCACCUGCUUUCUGUACCAUACUUUAAAAAUGGACCUGAAAUCCUACCAAAUCUUCGGCGGGCGUUUCAAGUUCUUAACCUUCAUCAAUAUGAUUUUACAGGGAACCUAUUUCAUUUGGGUCGCAGCCUUAGAGAUACAAGCGAUGAUCGACGGAAAAAGAAGAAACACGAAGUCUUCCCAUUCAUGUGAGUUCCUCUUCGCCAGUCUAGCGUUUCCUAUUGGACUCACCGUAUCCGUGCUUUUCUGGGGACUAUAUCUGAUUGAUCCCUUAUCUUGUCAAAGUCCGGAGGCCUCUGGUCUGAUACCGAAAUGGUUGAAUCAUUAUAUGCAUACACUUCCGGCACUGGAGGUUUUCGCUGAAGUGAUCUUAUUCAAGCAUAUUUACCCGCGAAAGAUAAUAGGAAUGGUAACAAUACUAGGAUUUGGAACGGCUUACAUGGCCUGGGUUUUUUACAUUGCUUACUUCCACCAUUUUUGGGUUUAUCCGUUCUUGGAGAGAAUGGAUAUUAUGACGAUUGGAGUUUUCUUCGCCGCUUCCGGUGCUCUGCUGGUGGUUAAUUAUGUUAUCGGAGAGAUUAUGGCAAAUAAUUGUUACUUCAUGGAAAGAAAAGAAUUACCAGAGUCAAAGACAAAAUAAACGCGUAAACGGCGAGAAAAUAGAGGUGGUUGUUAGAAAGCAUAUUUGCAAAAUAUUGGAAUUUCUACUUAGAACUGCAUCUAUAAAGUCCCUUAGUGAUUACUCGACACUGUUUAAUUAUUUAUCCGAAAACGUUAGUUUACUGGUGUGUUGUUGAACAUUCAUGUACUUUCCAAUUUGCCAUGGUUAUUUUUGUAACAAUUUGCUGUACUUAUAAAUAUGCGAGAAUUUUUGGGCUAGGGGGUCUUUAAUAAUUUAUUCGCUGUUAUUUGUUUGGGUCACUAAAUAAUAAAAUAAAAUAAGGGUUGCGGGUAUUUAAAAGUAAGGGAGGAUCGAAUUACUUAUAGAAAAUAAAAUUUCGUAAAAUACUUCAA